Molecule: messenger RNA, 1119 nt
Organism: Penicillium lagena
Lineage: Eukaryota; Fungi; Ascomycota; Eurotiomycetes; Eurotiales; Aspergillaceae
Product: cysteine synthase A
Exons: 2
Coding region: 1-1119 (372 amino acids)
Cellular component (GO): cytoplasm
Molecular function (GO): cysteine synthase activity
Source: RefSeq, a predicted model, not a curated record
AUGUUCCGCCAAAGUGUCCGCCGGUUUGGCACUACGGCCCUUCGCGCCUCCCGGGAGGGGUCUACCUUGUACAAUACCCGGGUAUCCACGGCGCAGGGUGUCGUCAAUGGACUGACAGAAGCAAUUGGAAACACGCCGCUGAUCCGAUUGAAGAAGCUCUCUGAGCAGACCGGGUGCAACAUCCUGGGCAAAGCCGAGUUCCAGAAUCCGGGAGGCAGUGUGAAGGACCGCGCGGCUCUGUUCGUGGUUAAGGACGCCGAGGAGAAGGGACUGCUGCGUCCAGGCGGUACGGUGGUGGAGGGAACGGCAGGAAACACCGGUAUUGGUCUGGCGCACGUGUGCCGGUCCAAGGGCUACAAGCUGGUGAUCUACAUGCCCAACACGCAGUCGCAGGGCAAGAUCGAUUUGCUCCGGCUGUUGGGCGCAGAGGUGUACCCGGUGCCUGCGGUGGCAUUCGACAACCCGCAAAACUACAACCACCAGGCGAAGCGGCAUGCAGAGGCUCUAGACAAUGCUGUCUGGACCAACCAGUUCGACAACGUCGCCAAUCGCCUGGCGCAUAUUGAGACUACCGGCCCAGAACUGUGGUCUCAGACCGGCGGCAAGAUCGACGCCUUCACCUGUUCUACCGGUACCGGCGGUACCUUGGCGGGUAUCACGCGAUAUCUUAAGACGGCCAGCACCGGCCGCAUCAAGAGUUUCCUUGCGGACCCACCGGGCAGCGUGUUGCACAGCUACAUCCAGAGUGGUGGGAAGCUGAUUGACCGGACCGGUAGCAGUAUCACCGAGGGUAUCGGUCAGGGCCGGGUGACGGAGAACCUCAAGCCCGACAUUGACCUGCUCGAUGGUUCUCUGACCAUCAGUGACGAAAAGUCGAUCGAGAUGGUCUACCGCUGCCUGGACGAGGAGGGACUGUACCUGGGUGCCAGUUCCGCGCUGAACGUGGUGGCUGCCAAGGAGGUCGCCGAGAAGAUGGGCAAGGGCAACACCGUCGUGACGAUUCUGUGCGACGGUGCCUACCGCUAUGCUGAUCGGCUGUUCUCCAACACCUGGCUGGAAAGCAAGAACCUUCGAAGCGCCAUCCCCAAGCACCUGGAAAAGUAUAUCGUGUUGCCCUAG